Molecule: messenger RNA, 2388 nt
Organism: Elephantulus edwardii (Cape elephant shrew)
Lineage: Eukaryota; Metazoa; Chordata; Mammalia; Macroscelidea; Macroscelididae
Gene: PCDHB7
Product: protocadherin beta 7
Exons: 1
Coding region: 1-2388 (795 amino acids)
Biological process (GO): homophilic cell-cell adhesion
Cellular component (GO): plasma membrane
Molecular function (GO): calcium ion binding
Source: RefSeq, a predicted model, not a curated record
AUGGAGGCCGGCAAAGAGAGUGCUGUGCACAAAAGGCAAGUCUUACUUCUUUGUGUAUUUCUGAGUGUAUCCUGGGCUGAUGCGGAUCCGCGUCGUUAUUUUGUGGCGGAAGAAACCGAGAAAGGCACGUUUCUGGCCAACCUUGCAAAUGACCUGGGGCUGGGGGUGGGGGAACUGUCAGCCCGAGGACCUAGAAUCGUUUCAGACCAGAACAUACGGUUUUUAGUACUCAGUCCACUGACUGGUGACUUAAUGCUAAAUGAGAAACUCGACCGAGAGGAGGUGUGUGGCCCCACAGAUCCUUGUGUGCUUCCUUUCCAGUUAUUACUAGAAAAGCCUUUUCAGAUUUUCCGCGCUGAAUUAUGGGUCAGAGACAUCAAUGACCAUUCUCCAGUAUUUCUAGAGAGAGAAAUUCGCUUGAAAAUCUUGGAAAGCGCUACUCCAGGGGAAGCAUUUCUCUUAGAGCGCGCGCAGGAUCUGGAUGUUGGUGUCAACAGCUUGAGCAACUACACCAUCAGCCCAAAUGCAAAUUUCCAUAUUAGCGUCAGGGAUGGCGGGGAGGGGACUCUCUAUCCAGAACUGAUCUUGGAUGAAGUGCUGGAUCGCGAGAAGGUGCCUGAGCUCAGUUUAACCCUCACAGCCUUGGACGGCGGCUCUCCGCCCAGGUCAGGGACCGCCCUGGUGCGUAUCCUGGUAGUGGACAUAAAUGACAAUGCGCCUGUAUUCGCGCAGUCGCUCUACAAGGUGCAAGUGCCCGAGAACCUCCCCGUAGGCUCGCUAGUUGUCGCUGUGUCAGCUACUGACCUAGAUACAGGAAGCAAUGGGAAAAUACAUUAUGUGGUUUUUUAUGCCACUGAAACUAUUCUCAAAACGUUUCAAAUCAACUCAACAUCUGGCGAUAUCCGUCUUAAAGCCCAGCUAGACUAUGAGACAAUUCAAAAUUAUACACUAACUAUCCAGGCCAAAGACGGUGGAGGGCUUUCUGGAAAAUGUACUGUGAUAGUGCAAGUAACAGACAUAAAUGACAACUCCCCGGAGCUGCUUAUGUCCUCACUUACUAGCCCAAUUGCAGAAAACUCACCUGAGACAGUCGUUGCUGUUUUUAGGAUUAGAGACAGAGAUUCUGGAAACAAUGGAAAGAUGGUUUGCACAGUCCAGGACGAUCUCCCCUUCGUCCUGAAACCAUCUGUAGAGAAUUUCUACACAUUGGUAACAGAGAAGCCUUUAGACAGAGAGCAGAUCUCGGAAUACAGCGUCACCAUCACCGUCACAGACUUGGGCACCCCCAGGCUGAAAACCGAGCACAAGAUAACCGUGCUGGUCUCCGACGUGAAUGACAACGCGCCCACCUUCUCCCAAGCCUCCUACACCCUGUUCAUCCGCGAGAACAACAGCCCCGCCCUGCACAUGGGCACCAUCAGCGCCACAGACAGAGACUCAGGAGCCAACGCCCAGGUCACCUACUCGCUGCUGCCGCCCCACGACCCACACCUGGCCCUGGCCUCCCUGGUGUCCAUCAACGCGGACAAUGGCCACCUGUUUGCGGUGAGGUCGCUGGACUACGAGGCCCUGCGAGCCUUCGAGUUCCGCGUGGGCGCCACGGACGCGGGCUCCCCCGCGCUGAGCAGCGAGGCGCUGGUGCGCGUGGUGGUCAUGGACGACAAUGACAACGCGCCCUUCGUGCUGUACCCCAUGCAGAACAGCUCUGCGCCCUGCACCGAGCUGGUGCCCAGGGCGGCCGAGGCAGGCUACCUGGUCACCAAGGUGGUGGCGGUGGACAGCGACUCUGGCCAGAACGCCUGGCUGUCCUACCAGCUGCUCAAGGCCACGGAGCCCGGGCUGUUCAGCGUGUGGGCGCACAAUGGCGAGGUGCGCAUGGCCAGGGUGCUGAGUGAGCGCGAGGCGCCCAAGCACAGGCUCCUGGUGCUGGUCAAGGACAAUGGGGAGCCGCCCCUGUCUGUCACCGUCACGCUGCACGUGCUCCUGGUGGAUGGCUUCUCUCAGCCCUACCUGCCUCUGCCUGAGGUGGCCCCUGAGGAGCCCCACGCUGACUCCCUCACCGUUUACUUGGUCAUAGCGCUGGCCUCGGUCUCCUCGCUCUUCCUCUUCUCGGUGUUAGUGUUCGUGGCAAUGCGGCUGUGCAGGAGGAGCAGGACCACUUCAGUAAAUCGCUUCUCAGUAACAGAGGGCCAAUUUCCGGGCCACUUGGUGGACUUUAACGGCACUGGAACCCUGUCCCAGACCUACCAGUACCAGGUGUAUCUGACGGGAGGUUCUGGGACCAAUGAGUUCAAGUUUUUAAAACCAAUUAUCCCUAGUUUUCCACCUCAGAGCACCGAGAGAGAAAUAGAAGAAAGUCUUUCACUUCAGAAUAAUUUAGGGUUUUGA